CUGAAGCUCCGGGCGCCGCGGCCAAUUGGCGGAUAGGAUCGCAUUCCAGGGGGCGGGUUCCGCCUGGGCCCCGCCUCUUUCUGCGUCCCUCUUCGCUCCACAUCAGGUUCCGUCGGCCGCGCGCAUGGAGGUUGAAUUAUCCUAGCUGCCAUCCUGGAUCACUCCCCCUCUACCUCGCCACUGCCCUGUUGCUCCAAAGCUGAAUUUGGGGCAAGAGGGGAGAGCCGGAGUGCUGCUGUCCUUGGAGUCUGCAGCGGCAGCAGCAAGCCUCACGGCCACGACUGUGAGCAUUGGUCGCUGCGCAGACGCCAGGAGAGCAUGACUGACGAUGCGACCAGGACCUUGGGGAAAGGGAACGCCCCCCCCAGGGCCUGUCCCAGAGGGCCUGAUCCGCCUCUACAGCAUGAGGUUCCGCCCCUACACGCGCAGGACGCGCCUGGUCCUCCUGGCCAAAGGCAUCAGACAUGAAGUUAUCAACAUUAACCUAAGAAACAAGCCUGAAUGGUACUUUACAAAGCACCCUUUUGGCCAAAUUCCUGUCCUGGAGAACAGCAAAUGUGAACUGAUCUAUGAAUCUGUCAUUGCUUGUGAGUACCUGGAUGACGCUUAUCCUGGAAGGAAGCUGUAUCCAUAUGACUAUUAGGAGCGAGCUCGCCAAAAGAUGUUAUUGGAGCUAUUCUAUAAGGUCCCACAUUUGACCAAGGAGUGUCUGGUAGCAUUGAGAUGUGGGAGAGAAUGCGCUGAUCUGAAGCUUGCCCUGCGUCAGGAGUUCUGCAACCUGGAAGAGAUUCUUGGCUAUCAGAACACCAUCUUCUUCGGUGGAGACUGUAUAUCCAUGAUCGAUUACCUCUUUUGGCCUUGGUUUGAGUGGCUGGAUGUAUAUGGAAUAGCUGACUGUGUGAACCACACCCCCGCGCUCCGGCUCUGGAUCGCAGCCAUGAAGCAGGACCCCACAGUAUGUGCUCUUCUCACAGAUAAGAACAUCUUCCUUGGCUUCUUGAAUCUCUAUUUUCAGAACAACCCCAAUGCCUUUGACUAUGGGCUAAGUUGCUGAGCCUUGCAGUCCACCCAUUCACCACCCAGAAUUCCCAAGCAUGUCGUGAUUCUGCAUCAGCACUUGUUUUGGUGGGACAGUCAAUCUCUGUUCAUUUUUUUUUUUUUUUGAGGUUCCCAAUAAACAUGGAGACAGAAUCAUUUUUGAUAAUCAUUUGUAUGGCUCCUCUAGCCCACAGCGUCCAAUGAUCCGCUAGAAAUCUCAGUGCUAGAUUGUCCAGGGACAUUUUGAGAGCCUCUGUGCCUCCCAGUUCCAAGGUUAUCGACCCAGUUUGACCUCCAGGUUGUUGGUGCUGAUGUUGCGGUUCAAGGCCGCCCCAUCACUGAUGCUUGUCACUACAGAUGGCACCCUCCACAACUUCCCGGUGAGGGAAUCUAGAGGGAAGAAAAUGCUGCAAGUCCAAAUACUCUCCAUUUGGCAAAUGAAAGCUUCCGUCCCUGUGGGUGUGCAUGAGUUUCAUUCUCCCUCAAACUCUGGCUGUGGGCCCGGGAGACACCGAGGGUCCUGUGACUGCAAGAAUUGCAAAGCAGGAAAUGAAACACCCAUUAUCACCCUGGACUACCGACGUCAGAAUAUCACCGGUGCUGUCAGGGCUCAGGAUGGUUCACAAAAUGUUCUAUAGCCAACAUCCUGCCUUAAAAAAGGACACACAGCCCCAACCCAGUCAGAGGUAAAGGUCAUUCUGUUGGAUUUGCGUCACAGACGCUUUCAAUUCAUCCCAACACAUGCCUCUGGUUGCCUGUUGUAUACCAGGCCUGGGCUGUGUGGGUGACAAAGAUGA
Kogia breviceps (pygmy sperm whale) is the source of this 1835-nucleotide messenger RNA. NCBI's taxonomy places the organism in Eukaryota, Metazoa, Chordata, Mammalia, Artiodactyla, Physeteridae. The record is from RefSeq and is a predicted model, not a curated record.